This is a messenger RNA of Lactuca virosa, 2419 nucleotides long. NCBI's taxonomy places the organism in Eukaryota, Viridiplantae, Streptophyta, Magnoliopsida, Asterales, Asteraceae. The record is from the annotation of a GenBank genome assembly.
ACAAGACAAUAAAGAAAAAACACAUUCAGAACCAGUUCAAUACUCUCUCUCUCUCUCCACCAGCAGUCAUCGAAAUCGAAAAACCCAAAAGCUGUAUACGAAUUGACAUUUAUAAUUUGAUGCCAUGGAUAGACUUGUGAAAAACUACGAACUCAAAGCUUGCGGAAUAGUGUAACAAAGCCCCUCUGACUGCUUUUCUGCUGCUGUUGUUUUUGUUUCAACCAAGAAAUAGAAAUAGUUGACCUCUCUCUCUACUCUACAUGUCUAGAAUCACAUGGGUAUUGAUUUUGGGGGGGAAUUUGGAUCCGGAGAGAAAAAGGAGCGGUGGGUUGAGAACUAAACAGGCCGGAAGAGGGUCGUGCCGGGGCAGUUAGAGUUCCGGAAUCAACAACUUGUCUUCUCUCGUUAUCUAGACCUUCCUUCUUAAUCUCACUCCUGGUUUCGAUAUGGGUUAUCUACUAAAAGAAGCAUUGAAAACCCUAUGCGGUGUCAACCAGUGGUCAUAUGCUAUUUUCUGGAAGAUCGGCUGCCAGAACCCUAAAUUUCUAAUAUGGGAAGAAUGUUAUUACGAACCUGUUAUAUAUUCAAAUGUUGGACAUGGAGAUGGAGGGAAUAAAGUCCACUUGCUCGUAACCAAAAUGAUGAAGGACAACUACAUCAAUCUUUUAGGAGAAGGAUUGGUUGGGAGGGUUGCAUUCACUCGAAAUCAUCAGUGGAUUAUCUCGGAUAACAAAUUGCAAUUGCCAGGUGUCCAUCCACCGGAGGUAUCAAAUGAGGUGUUUACACAAUUCUCGGCUGGCAUUCAGACUAUAGCAGUUAUUCCGGUUCAUCCUCAUGGGGUUGUUCAACUUGGUUCAUCAUCAACUAUUAUGGAGAAUGUGGGAUUUGUGAAUGAUGUGAAAGGUUUAAUUUGUCAACUUGGAUGUGUUCCCGGUGCAUUAAUAUCAGAAAACUACAUGAAAAGAGAAGCGCCUACUCAUUCAUCGGGAAGCAGUGGGCAUAGUUGUUUCUCUUUUAGUAGGCAUGUACAUACUGGAGAUGGUUUGACUUUGAAAAGUCAACAAAUUGAAAAGAUCCCCUGCUACGAUCAAGAAGUUGGUUUUGGCUCAUUUUUGGGCAACUAUCAGCCAAUGGAGCAACGUAUUUUAUCAGAAGGAGAUCAUCAUCAUCAUAAUAUUCAUAUUAAUCACACUCCACCUCAUGCUCACUUCUCUGGCAAGCAGGUGAAUGGAAAGCUGGAACAUGAACUAUUUGAAGCUCUGUCUAUGACUAUGUCCUCAGAAGCAGAACAUUUAAAACCUCCAAUUCCAUCAAGGGACGACUUAUUUGAUAUCGUGGUCGUCUCGAAAGUUCCCUCAUCUUCAAAGCCAAUUAUUACAGAUGAUAACAUUAACAUGGGAUCCGAAGGGAUUAAUUUGAUGCAAAGAGACUACUUGGUGGGUAAUGGGAAUACUAACUCUUCUAUCAUCUCAUCACAAAUCGGUUCUUGGACUGAAGAUUUGGGAAAAACCGAGUAUGCUAAUAAUAAGAGUAAGAGGCCCGAUGAUGAAAUUGGGAAAUCCAAUCGUAAGAGGCUUAAACCGGGACAAAAUCCCAGACCCAGACCCAAAGAUCGCCAGAUGAUCCAAGAUCGUGUAAAAGAAUUAAGAGAAAUCGUCCCAAAUGCUGCCAAGUGUAGCAUCGAUGCUUUGCUAGAACAAACCAUCAAGCAUAUGCUUUUCUUGCAAAGUGUUACAAAGCAUGCAGACAAGCUAAAACAAACAGGGGAAUCCAAAUCCAAGAUUGCAAGCAAGGAGGGUCAGGGUGGGGUAUUACUGAGUGAUAACUUUGAAGGAGGGGCAACAUGGGCAUAUGAGGUUGGUUCACAAUCGAUGGUGUGCCCUAUUAUAGUGGAGGAUCUGAAUUCCCCUCGUCAAAUGCUUGUGGAGAUGGUUUGUGAAGAAAGAGGUUCAUUUUUGGAGAUAGCAGAUGUGGUUGAAGGAUUGGGAUUGACAAUCUUGAGGGGGGUAAUGGAAUCUCGGAAUGACAAGAUAUGGGCCUACUUUACUGUAGAGGCUAACAGGGACGUGUCAAGGAUGGAAAUAUUUAUCUCGCUUGUUAGCCUUUUGGACCAAUCUGCAAAAAAUGGGUCCAGCGGGAAAGGGAAUGAACAAUCUUUCCGGCAAGUGACCAUACAGUAAUGUCGUGGCUGCUGGGAGAUGUUGAGAGCAGCUAGCUACUCUUCUGCCAUGACCGACAUCGAUCGCAGCCUGGUUUUCUUGUCAGCGAGACUGACUGAAUAGAAUAGAAUAGAGUAGAAUCUUGUGUAGCUUUAUUGCCUGCCUGCAUGUGUAGAUGGAUUAUCAUGUAUUGUAUUGUAUUUUAUUGUAUUCAUUGCUUGGUUGUGUCUGUUUGAAAUAGUUUGCUCCUUGUGUUUUCU